Molecule: messenger RNA, 1080 nt
Organism: Molossus molossus (Pallas's mastiff bat)
Lineage: Eukaryota; Metazoa; Chordata; Mammalia; Chiroptera; Molossidae
Gene: GRAMD2A
Product: GRAM domain containing 2A
Biological process (GO): regulation of store-operated calcium entry
Cellular component (GO): endoplasmic reticulum membrane; extrinsic component of cytoplasmic side of plasma membrane; organelle membrane contact site
Molecular function (GO): phosphatidylinositol-4,5-bisphosphate binding
Source: RefSeq, a predicted model, not a curated record
GGCGCGGAGAUGACCGCUCUGAGCAGGGGCGAGACAGCGGAGGCAGGCAGCAACAAACAGAUGCAUGGGAAGACGACUUCUCUGAAGAGCCCUGUGUUCUGCACAGAGAAACUAGAGAGGGUUCAGACUCCCCCGGAAUCCAGUCUGCACUGGCCAGAAGGCUUGAAGGGUGAAGAGAUAAAGAAGUACAGUCGAGAAGGGACACUGCUGAGUAAAUACAACCAGCAAUACCACAAGCUGUUCAAGGACAUCCCCUUGGAGGAGGUGGUUCUCAAAGUGUGCUCCUGCGCCCUCCAGAGGGACCUCCUUCUCCAGGGCCGGCUCUAUAUCUCCCCCAACUGGCUCUGCUUCCAUGCCAGUCUCUUUGGCAAGGAUAUCAAGGUGGUCAUUCCCGUGGUGUCCGUGCAAAUGAUCAAAAAACACAAGAUGGCACGGCUUCUUCCCAAUGGCCUGGCCAUCACCACCAACACUAGCCAGAAGUAUGUUUUUGUGUCACUGCUCUCCCGGGACAGUGUGUAUGACAUGCUGAGGAGGGUCUGCACUCACCUACAGCCUUCCAGCAAGAAGAGUCUGAGUGUGAGAGAAUUUCCAGAGCAACCUGAGUGCGAGUCCCUGGAAGUCCUCAUCCCUGAGAUGAAGUGGAGAAAAGUGUGCCCUGCUUCCAGGUCCCUGUCCCUCCCAGGCAGCAUCCCUUGUAUCCCUCAGGCAUCCAUGGACUCUCCGGACAGCUUCUUCCCCUCCAGGAAACCGGCAGGGUCUGGUGAAAAGUCAAGAGUCCAAGCAGCUUCAGAGAAUGCAGGAGGGGCAUGUCCCACGCUGAGCUGGGGUCCUGCCUGCCCCAGGAAGAUGACUAACUGCUCCCUUAUUGCAGAGAGUGCUGUCUGUGAGGAAGAGAUGCUGGAGGAGGAGCCCAGGAGCAACGAAGAGCUUAGGCUCUGGAAUUACAGGCUCCUCAAGGUCUUCUUCGUGCUGAUCUGCUUCUUGGUCAUGUCCUCGUCCUAUCUGGCAUUCCGCAUUUCCCGGCUGGAACAGCAGUUAUGCUCCCUGAAUUGGGAUGGCCCAGUCCCUGGGCACAGGUGA